UAUAUAUAAUUUCUAUUAUUUUCAUAUUUAUCUGUAUAAAAAAUUUUGAUAAAGAACCCUCAGCAGCCUCAGGUACAUUCACGAAAAUAUCUCUCUACUUCUAAGGCAUUCAACUUUAAUGGGCAAUUGCUUUCACAUCAAAUAACUUUGAUUUCCAUUAUAUUUUUGAAAUGUGUUUCUUGUAUAGUGGAAUAAUAUUUUUCCACAUCUAAAUAUAUGAAUAAUACUGAAAAAUAAUUCCGAGUCCACCUAAAAAACGAUUUUCUUGCUGAACUAUCUAGUGGACAUUUGACUCAUUCAUAUUCAUACUGAUGACUCCGUCUCGAUUAUUCGUCGAAUCAAGUUUGUUCGUAGUUCAUUCGUGUUCGUUCGCGUUCGUUCACUUGACUCUGGACCUAUCCUCCAUCAGUACUUCAUUGGUAGAUGAAUAAUCGGUUUGAUUUCUUAUCAGUACGCAAAAAAUACGGCCAACACUGACGAGAUACUAAAAAUUGCAAGUCCUGAGUAAAUUUCGUGAUUAUCGUGGAAAUAACUGAAGAGUUAUACAAAUAUUAUCGAGUGCUCAAUUCGAUAUCGUUCGACAUAAAUAUAUAUCUGAACGAUUAGCCAAUAUUGCAGUAAAGUAUAAUCAAUCAUUAUCGUAAAGUACUGAUAAUAAUGUCGAUACUCCAAUUACUCCCGGACCUAUCGGGCUCGCUUGAUAAUAAUCAAGAAAAUUUGCUCAGGAUUGGCCUGAUCUUUUUCAAGCAAAAGCGAGCACGAACAAGCGCGAAUGAAGAACUACGAACGAACUCGACGAGAGCGACCGACGUACGAACGAGCCCAAGCCCCAAAUGAACAUCGACAAAUACGUUCGGUUUCUUCUCUCGUCGAUAUGUUUAUCAGAGGAAAAGCACUCGGUAAGGUGCUGGACACUGCUGGAAUUGCCGGAUAGCUUAGUGACAAAACACUCGUCUGUCAGGUGGAGAGGACAGAUUCGAUUCCCGACUCUGUUGUCUCACAAAAAAAAAUCUUUGAAAGGAAAGAUAUUAAUCUGAUAGACAUAAAAUUAUCCAAAAUCAUAAAAGUCUAAUGCAACUCGACAAUAUAUUGUGCUCUUUACGGGACGGAAAUACAAAUAAUAAUAAUAAUCUGACAAUGAGAUAUCAAAUCUCAUCAUAAAUCAUGCUACUUUGUCCACUACUUUGCCCUAGUAGGGACAGAAAUACACGAGAGACGGGAGAGAAACAAUCAUUCGUGAUCGUUCAUGCUCGACCUGUCUGGACGGGUUAAUAUAUUUUCUCAGCUGAGGCAUUCGUACACAGAAUUGAAGCCUCGUCGAAGUCAAAUCUCUUUUGUAAACUAUAUUAAAUAAAGAUAAUAUAUAUUGUAAAGAGAGAGUUAUAUAAUGAAAUAAUGGAGUGGCCAAACGAUAAAGUUUUAUUAUUUAUUAGUGAAAUAGAAAGCCUGCCGAUUCUAUGGGAUUCCUCAGAUCCGUAUUAUAAAAUUAGUAGGAAAAAAAAUGAAACGUGGGAAAAUCUCGCUAAUAAAUUCCUUACGACAGUACUGGACGUUAAAAAGAAAUGGCUUUCGUUACAGGCGUCGUAUAGAAGAGAGAGAAUUAAAGUGAUUGAUUCUACAAAGGGAAGCGAAAAGAAGGUAUCAUCAAAAUGGUUUGCGUAUCGUGCAAUGAUGUUCUUGGGAGAUCAUUAUAGACCGAGAGGUGCAAGAAAUACUUCUGAGACUUCUGAGGCGUGUCAACGGGAAGAAAAUAAUGACCGUAAGGACCACGAAAGCAUUAAUGAAACAGAAGUAACACGCCCGAAAGCAGAAGCUACAUUACAACACGAAUCAGAGAGAAGCUUACGAUUGCGUAAUAUCCCGUUACGAAAAAAACAUUUGAAAGUAUUUCAUUCUCCAGAAUUAAGUAGUCCGAGGAAAAAAAAGAUUAACGAAGAUAACAAGCCAAGUGAAAUGUAUAUUUUAAAGGCUACUAUCGCAGAGAAAGAAUCUCUACGAGAUGAAAAUGAGACUUAUGGUGAAUACGUGGCGUUGACUUUGAAGAAAUUAGAUAAUUAUUCACGUAUAAUGGCUAAACGUUACAUUAAUGAGAUUCUUAUAGAAGCGGAAUUAGGAAAAUACAAAGAUUCGAUUCCUCAAAGAUCCCCUACACCUACGACUAAUUAUUCUGCUGUUUCACCAUCGCUUUCUGUAUAUUCCUACCAAUCUGGAGGUUCCAAUAACGUGAUUUCUUCCGAACCGAAUCUAUAAUUACCUGUUGAAUUCAAUAGUAUUACAAAAUUACUUAAUAUCAUUUCAAUUAUUUUUAUUUUCUACGAGUUUACAUAUUAGCUUCUUCAUUUUCAUAACUAAUUUUAUAAUUAAUUUCU
Temnothorax curvispinosus is the source of this 2369-nucleotide messenger RNA. RefSeq names its product transcription factor Adf-1-like. NCBI's taxonomy places the organism in Eukaryota, Metazoa, Arthropoda, Insecta, Hymenoptera, Formicidae. The transcript is spliced from 3 exons. The record is from RefSeq and is a predicted model, not a curated record. Bases 1396 to 2250 code for a protein of 284 amino acids.